UAAAUGUUAAUUUAAUUAUAUGUGUGUUUUUGAGUGAACGUGAUCAGUGAAAAAUGUUAAACAAAUUGAAAUUUGCCUGGUCGAAAACUAACCGGUUUCAUCGAGUUAUUUUUAUAUUCCUGCUGGUGGAAUUGAAGCUGUUUCCGGGCGGUAAGGUCGGCUUCCAGUGCAAUGACCCAGCUUUGUCACAUCCUUUCACAGGUGACACAGUCAACUGGAAAUGGUUAAUAGGGGUCACGACUUUCCUGCCUUUAGUUGUGAUGCUUAUAAUAGAAAAACAGAAAGACAAGACAGAUUUAGCUAAAAAGAAGGCACUCCUGUGGUACAAAGAGUAUUUAUAUGGGUACAUGAUUAAUCUAACAUUGGUACAGUGCCUUAAGUUUAUAGUGGGAUCACCGAGGCCACACUUCUUUGAUACUUGCAGUCCAAAAGAAGCAUUGACAUGUGAAGAAUCAGAGUAUGUAUCGAGUUACACUUGCACUAAAGCGCAUUGGCUGAAUCAGUCAGAUAGGAGUUUUCCAUCGGGACACACCUCCUUAGCCUUCCACGCUGGAAUAUUUAUUAUAUACUAUCUCCAUCAACGAGCCAACCACAUAAACACAAGGACGAUAAGACUGAUCCAGUUAUUUUGCUGUGUGGCAACACUGCAUUGUACCAUAACCCGCCUCACCGACCACAGACACCACUGGUGGGAUGUACUCGCCGGGAUGGUGGUUGCAGCUGGAAUACUUAUUUACACCAUACUCCGCCUCUGUAAAAAUUUCGAAUGCCUAACGCCAAAAGAAAAUAUCGAAAGUCAAAAUGCUGAAAAUUUAGUUCAAAACACUAACACUUUGCACAACGCUCGGCAAACAAAGGUUAUAGAAAAUAUAGAACAAUAAAGGGACAGAGUCCUUAUUCAACAAAUUUGCAGGUAGCUUUCAAAAGACGUCAUCUCAAUUUUUCAAAAUUUUUGAGCCGCCAUUUAUUUCCUGCAAAGUCAAAAGUAAGUUGUCUUCGCUGUAUUUAAAUAAGAAAACUCAUUUUGGUGGCAAUUUGCAUAUAUACCGGAAAUAAAAAAAUUUAAUUG
Messenger RNA from Melitaea cinxia (Glanville fritillary), 1069 nucleotides. RefSeq names its product putative phosphatidate phosphatase. The transcript is spliced from 6 exons. Gene Ontology annotation, biological process: phospholipid dephosphorylation; phospholipid metabolic process; signal transduction. The record is from RefSeq and is a predicted model, not a curated record. Bases 54 to 881 code for a protein of 275 amino acids. Gene Ontology annotation, molecular function: phosphatidate phosphatase activity. NCBI's taxonomy places the organism in Eukaryota, Metazoa, Arthropoda, Insecta, Lepidoptera, Nymphalidae.